Messenger RNA from Fundulus heteroclitus (mummichog), 12630 nucleotides. RefSeq names its product zonadhesin, like (gene zanl). Gene Ontology annotation, cellular component: membrane. The record is from RefSeq and is a predicted model, not a curated record. Bases 302 to 11089 code for a protein of 3595 amino acids. The transcript has 68 exons. Lineage: Eukaryota; Metazoa; Chordata; Actinopteri; Cyprinodontiformes; Fundulidae. Gene Ontology annotation, molecular function: protein binding.
AAUUUUCAAGCCUUUCUAUGGCCUUACCCUGACCUUUUGGAGGUGAGGGUGUCAUUUAGCAGUAUAUAUAUACCUAAGCCUAACCUAAACAUAAUUGAUCCUUUACUGCUAAAUCUAACCCUGAGCCUUUACAUCCAAGUCCUCACUUUACAAGUAAAAUGAGUGAACAAUGUUCUCGCUGAGCUGAUAGAGAGAGAGAGUUCCAUUGCUAAACAAGAGCUUCUAGACAGAGACGACCUGCAGUAGUAACAUCACUUAAACACAAAUUGUUUGGGUUGCAACUGAAAUUUAAUUCAUCCACAUGUGUAUCCCCUUUUCAUGUGUCUCUCCAACAGUUGUGCUCACUUCCUGUGACUUUAAUCAGGACAGCCACCCAUUCUGCAGCUUCACCCAGGACACCUCAGAUAACAGUGACUGGACCCGACAUAAGGGUCCAACUCCAACAACCGGUACUGGCCCCAGCGGAGACUACCCUGAUGGAAGUGGCUACUAUAUAUAUCAUGAGUGUGACAAUGUGUCUAAUGGACAAAAAGCCCGUCUGCUGAGCCCUGCCAUCUUCUCACCAGCAUCUAAGAGCUGUGUUCAGUUUCGGUACUACAUGUAUGGGUCCGACAGUCAAAAUGUCUUGCGGGUUUUGUCAAAAACAUCCAGCACUGAGGAGGAGGUCUGGAAAAAAACAGGUUUUCAGAGUCCAUCCUGGUUGGAAGGUGCCGUGACUGUGCUCAAGCCAAGCAGUCAGAGUCUCACUAUUGUAUUUGAGGCAGAAAGGGGCUUCUCUUCAUCCUGUGACUCAGCUUUGGACAAUAUAGUCAUUACUGAUGGAGAAUGUCCUGCUUGUGAAUCUGGUUGCGAUUUUGACACUAUUGAUGAUCUGUGUGGGUGGACAGUUCACAAUGAGAAUCCUGCAGUGUUCGGUUUUACUCAGUGGACUGGCUCAACAGAAACAGAGGGCACUGGACCUGAGGAUGACUUCUCUACACCUGGAUUUGGAAUGUAUAUGUUGCUCGAUUCCUUUGAUGCUAUCCCUGGAGAGAGUUCUCAGAUCAGAAGUCCUGUAAUACCAUCAUCUUCUGGAUGUUUGGAACUCAGCUUCCAUUACUACCUAUAUGGUACCAGCAACACUAUGGAGCUCAGUGUCCACACUAUCACAGCAGACGGAAGCCUUGGACCUGCUCUCUUUAGUGUAAAGGGGAAUAAGGGUAAGGGCUGGAAGCCUGCAAAGGUCCCCCUCAAGGGAACAGCUGAUGCUCAGUUCGCAAUUGUCGGCAUCUAUGGUGAAACUCCUGAGACAGACAUUGCGGUUGAUGCUGUGUGUAUUAAGACCUGCACUGCUCAGUCAACAACCCCUGAACCACCAACUCAUGGACCAACGACUCCCACACCACCAACUCAUGGACCGACGACUCCCACACCACCAACUCAUGGACCAACAACUCCUAAACCUCCAACUCACGGGCCAACGACUCCCAAACCACUAACUCAUGAGCCAACGACUUCUAAACCUCCAACUAAUGGAUCAACGACUCCUAAACCACCAACUCAUGGUCCAACGACACCUAAACCACCAACUCAUGAACCAACGACUCCUACACCUCCAACUCAUGGGCCAACGACUCCUAAACCACCUACUCCUGAUCCCUGUCCACCUAAUGCAGAGUAUAUAGACUGUGGUCCAGCUUGUAUUCCAACAUGCAUGGAACCUUCCACCAACUGUUCUGGGUCCUGUAUCAGUGGUUGUUUCUGUAAACCUGGAUUUGUCUUCAAGGGACGGCGGUGUGUUCCACUAGAUAAAUGUGGCUGUCUGGAUGAUGACAAUAACUAUUAUGAGCCUGGUGAGAUCGUAUCAGGAGAUGGAUGCACAAAGCUGUGCCGCUGUUUGGGGAACUACACUUUUCAAUGUGUUGAUAACUCCUGUGAUCCAACUGAAGAGUGUCGAGAGGUUAAUGGUGUUUCUAGCUGCUAUCCUAAAGGUACAUCAACAUGCAUAGCAUCUGGAGAUCCUCACUACACAUCCUUCGACAAACACAAAUACAACUUCAUGGGCAACUGCAGCUAUCUGAUGUCUGCACCCUGCAAUGACACUAGUCUGCCAUACUUUGAGGUCCAUGCAGACAAUGAAAACAGAUAUAACAGACCCACCAUUUCCUAUGUCAAGGCUGUACAUGUAUAUGUGUUCAUGAUGAAGAUCUCCAUUAUCAAAGGUGGCACUGUGCAGGUGAAUGGGACCAAUGUUAAUCUUCCAGUGAAUCCAGCCCCUGGCAUUUCUGUCUUCAAGUCAGGAAAACAUUACACCUUGUCCACAAACUUUGGCUUAACUGUUCGCUAUGAUGGAAACCACUUCAUGGACAUUAAAGUGAUCAAGGACUAUGAGGAUAAAUUGUGUGGACUGUGUGGAAAUUAUAAUGGAAAUACUAAAGAUGACUUCCGUAAACCAGAUGGAACCUUGACAAGCAAUGCAGAUGACUUCGGGCACAGCUGGAACACUGAUCCAGAGUGUAAUAAGAAACCUAACACCACUAUUCCUGGAUGUGAUCAAGAAGAGGAGGAGCUAUAUGAGAGCUCUGGAUACUGCGGGAUCCUGCUGGACAAGAAUGGACCCUUCGCUGCGUGUCAUCCCAAAGUCAACCCAAAUAAUUACUUCAGGGACUGUGUGUUUGACUUAUGUGAAUUGGAUGGAGCCAAACCCAUUCUAUGUGAAGCUAUUGAGGCCUACGUCAAUGAGUGCCAGGACCGUGGGGUUAACAUCGGACCCUGGAGGAAUGACACAUUUUGCCCACUGAACUGCCCUUCUAACAGCCACUAUGAGCCCUGUGCUGACCCAUGUCAAGAGACAUGCUCGGGAAAACCUUCCUCCUGUAGUGGACCAUGCUCUGAGGCGUGUGUGUGUGACCCUGGUUAUGUCCUAAGUGCUGGCAAAUGUGUCCAGAAGAAUACUUGUGGCUGCACAUACACAAAUGGCCAGUAUUACCAGCCUGGAGAGGAGUUUUAUGUGGAGGACUGUAGGCUGAAAUGCAGGUGUGAUGCACCAUUUGUUACCUGUGAAGCUUCCGAGUGUCCUCCAAUGCAUGAGUGCAAAGUCCAGGAUGGAGAUUUAGGCUGCUAUCCCAAACCCUGUCCACCUAAUGCAGAGUAUAUAGACUGUGGUCCAGCUUGUAUUCCAACAUGCAUGGAACCUUCCACCAACUGUUCUGGGUCCUGUAUCAGUGGUUGUUUCUGUAAACCUGGAUUUGUCUUCAAGGGACGGCGGUGUGUUCCACUAGAUAAAUGUGGCUGUCUGGAUGAUGACAAUAACUAUUAUGAGCCUGGUGAGGUCGUAUCAGGAGAUGGAUGCACAAAGCUGUGCCGCUGUUUGGGGAACUACACUUUUCAAUGUGUUGAUAACUCCUGUGAUCCAACUGAAGAGUGUCGAGAGGUUAAUGGUGUUUCUAGCUGCUAUCCUAAAGGUACAUCAACAUGCAUAGCAUCUGGAGAUCCUCACUACACAACCUUUGACAAACACAAAUACAACUUCAUGGGCAACUGCAGCUAUCUGAUGUCUGCACCCUGCAAUGACACAAGUCUGCCAUACUUUGAGGUCCAUGCAGACAAUGAAAACAGAUAUAACAGACCCACCAUCUCCUAUGUCAAGGCUGUACAUGUAUAUGUGUUCAUGAUGAAGAUAUCCAUUCUCAAAGGUGGAACUGUGCAGGUGAAUGGGACCAAUGUUAAUCUUCCAGUGAAUCCAGCCCCUGGCAUUUCUGUCUUUAAGUCAGGAAAACAUUACACCUUGUCCACAAACUUUGGCUUAACUGUUCGCUAUGAUGGAAACCAUUUCAUGGACAUUAAAGUGAUCAAGGACUAUGAGGAUAAACUGUGUGGACUGUGCGGAGAUUAUGAUGGAAAUACUAAAGACGACUUCCGUAAACCAGAUGGAAACUUGACAAGCAAUGCAAAUGAUUUUGGGCACAGCUGGAACACUGAUCCAGAGUGUAAUAAGAAACCUAACACCACUAUUCCUGGAUGUGAUCAAGAAGAGGAGGAGCUAUAUGAGAGCUCUGGAUACUGCGGGAUCCUGCUGGACAAGAAUGGACCCUUCGCUGCGUGUCAUCCCAAAGUCAACCCAAAUAAUUACUUCAGGGACUGUGUGUUUGACUUAUGUGAAUUGGAUGGAGCCAAACCCAUUCUAUGUGAAGCUAUUGAGGCCUACGUCAAUGAGUGCCAGGACCGUGGGGUUAACAUCGGACCCUGGAGGAAUGACACAUUUUGCCCACUGAACUGCCCUUCUAACAGCCACUAUGAGCCCUGUGCUGACCCAUGUCAAGAGACAUGCUCGGGAAAACCUUCCUCCUGUAGUGGACCAUGCUCUGAGGCGUGUGUGUGUGACCCUGGUUAUGUCCUAAGUGCUGGCAAAUGUGUCCAGAAGAAUACUUGUGGCUGCACAUACACAAAUGGCCAGUAUUACCAGCCUGGAGAGGAGUUUUAUGUGGAGGACUGUAGGCUGAAAUGCAGGUGUGAUGCACCAUUUGUUACCUGUGAAGCUUCCGAGUGUCCUCCAAUGCAUGAGUGCAAAGUCCAGGAUGGAGAUUUAGGCUGCUAUCCCAAACCCUGUCCACCUAAUGCAGAGUAUAUAGACUGUGGUCCAGCUUGUAUUCCAACAUGCAUGGAACCUUCCACCAACUGUUCUGGGUCCUGUAUCAGUGGUUGUUUCUGUAAACCUGGAUUUGUCUUCAAGGGACGGCGGUGUGUUCCACUAGAUAAAUGUGGCUGUCUGGAUGAUGACAAUAACUAUUAUGAGCCUGGUGAGGUCGUAUCAGGAGAUGGAUGCACAAAGCUGUGCCGCUGUUUGGGGAACUACACUUUUCAAUGUGUUGAUAACUCCUGUGAUCCAACUGAAGAGUGUCGAGAGGUUAAUGGUGUUUCUAGCUGCUAUCCUAAAGGUACAUCAACAUGCAUAGCAUCUGGAGAUCCUCACUACACAACCUUUGACAAACACAAAUACAACUUCAUGGGCAACUGCAGCUAUCUGAUGUCUGCACCCUGCAAUGACACAAGUCUGCCAUACUUUGAGGUCCAUGCAGACAAUGAAAACAGAUAUAACAGACCCACCAUCUCCUAUGUCAAGGCUGUACAUGUAUAUGUGUUCAUGAUGAAGAUAUCCAUUCUCAAAGGUGGAACUGUGCAGGUGAAUGGGACCAAUGUUAAUCUUCCAGUGAAUCCAGCCCCUGGCAUUUCUGUCUUUAAGUCAGGAAAACAUUACACCUUGUCCACAAACUUUGGCUUAACUGUUCGCUAUGAUGGAAACCAUUUCAUGGACAUUAAAGUGAUCAAGGACUAUGAGGAUAAACUGUGUGGACUGUGCGGAGAUUAUGAUGGAAAUACUAAAGACGACUUCCGUAAACCAGAUGGAAACUUGACAAGCAAUGCAAAUGAUUUUGGGCACAGCUGGAACACUGAUCCAGAGUGUAAUAAGAAACCUAACACCACUAUUCCUGGAUGUGAUCAAGAAGAGGAGGAGCUAUAUGAGAGCUCUGGAUACUGCGGGAUCCUGCUGGACAAGAAUGGACCCUUCGCUGCGUGUCAUCCCAAAGUCAACCCAAAUAAUUACUUCAGGGACUGUGUGUUUGACUUAUGUGAAUUGGAUGGAGCCAAACCCAUUCUAUGUGAAGCUAUUGAGGCCUACGUCAAUGAGUGCCAGGACCGUGGGGUUAACAUCGGACCCUGGAGGAAUGACACAUUUUGCCCACUGAACUGCCCUCCUAACAGCCACUAUGAGCCCUGUGCUGACCCAUGUCAAGAGACAUGCUCGGGAAAACCUUCCUCCUGUAGUGGACCAUGCUCUGAGGCGUGUGUGUGUGACCCUGGUUAUGUCCUAAGUGCUGGCAAAUGUGUCCAGAAGAAUACUUGUGGCUGCACAUACACAAAUGGCCAGUAUUACCAGCCUGGAGAAGAGUUUUAUGUGGAGAAUUGUAAGCUGAAAUGCAGAUGUGAUGCGUCAUUAAUAACCUGUGAGGUUGCAGAGUGUCCCCCAGUGCAUGAGUGUAAAGUCCAGGAUGGCGAUCUUGGCUGCUAUCCCACUGGUUCUCAGGACUGUGUGGUUUCUGGGGAUCCUCACUACAACACCUUUGACAAGAAGUUCUACAGCUUUAUGGGAACAUGCACAUACACUCUGGCCAGAACAUGCAAGAACAACACAGGUCCUUGGUUCUCUGUGGAGGCGAAGAAUGAAGAGAGAGGAGCACCAGGCUUGUCCUACCUUAGAAAACUCUACGUCACUGUGAAUGGAAUCACUGUCAUCUUGAUGAAGGCCAGAAGAACUCUGGUCAACGGUGUACGCGUGGCUCUCCCUCACUCCCCCUCUCCUCUCAUGUCCAUCACUCUUGCUGGUCAGUACGUCACCUUGGAGACAUCUUUUGGCCUGCGUGUGCGUUGGGAUGGAAAUCAUUAUGCCCAGAUCUCAGUACCUAGUACCUACUAUGACCAGAUGUGUGGUCUCUGUGGUGACUAUGAUGGGAACCCAGGCAAUGAAUUCACCAAACCAGAUGGCACCCUGGUACCAAAUGUUAAUGACUUUGGAAACAGCUGGAAGACAGAAGAAGAUGAGGAUGACUCGUGUACCCCAGGCACAAAGCCGGACCCAGACUGUGAGCCCAGUCUUGAGGCUGAACUGGUGAAACCAGACAAAUGUGGCAAAAUAAAAGACCCUGCUGGACCAUUCAGGGACUGUGUCAGUGUCGUAGAACCUACCCCAUUUUUCCAAAGUUGUGUUUUUGACAUGUGCCAGUUGAACAGCCAGCAGCAUGUACUGUGUGACCAGCUGCAAGCUUACACUGAUGCGUGCCACAGUGCUGGAGCCAAGGUCCACCAGUGGAGGACACCAGAUUUCUGUUCCCUGGCCUGUCCCCCUGACAGCUCAUACUCCCUGUGCGUGAGCUCGUGUCCUGAAACUUGUCUAGGUGUGGUCGGUCCAUCUGGCUGUGAAGAUGUGUGUGUAGAGGGUUGUGAGUGUAACCCAGGCUUCAUCCUUAGCGAUGACAAAUGUGUUGCGUUAAAAGACUGUGGCUGUGUGGACACCAAUGGGAAUUACCAUCCUGUGGGGGAUGACUGGUAUUUGGAGGGUUGUGAGCAGAAGUGUGAGUGUCAGGGUGGAGGUUUGAUCAAAUGCCAGAACACUAGUUGUAGACCAACCACUGAGAGCUGCCAGCUACAUGAUGGACAGUAUGAAUGCCGUCCUGUCGGAAAUGGUAUCUGCUCAGUGUCUGGAGAUCCUCACUACACUACCUUUGAUAAGCACACCCACCAUUACAUGGGAGCGUGCUCCUACACGCUAACCAAACCCUGUAACAUCUCUUCUGGGUUGCCGUACUUCACUGUGGACUCCCAGAAUGAGCGCAGAGGAAGUAACAAGAAAGUUUCCUAUGUCAGAGCUGUGGUGAUCAAUGUGAAUGAAGUGACUGUCAUCCUUGGCAAGGGCCGUAAAGUCCAGGUCAAUGGAAGUGCAGUCGUCACACCCAUCACCUCCAUCAGUGGGGUUCAUAUCUACCUGAGUGGAAAGUUUGUAGUUCUGGAAACAUCUUUUGGCCUCAGGGUCCGAUUUGAUGGAAAUCACCACGCAGAUGUAACCGUACCAACUUCUUACAGAGGCCUACUCUGUGGCAUGUGUGGAAAUUUUAACGGAGACUCCAAAGAUGACAACCUGAAACCAGAUAACACAGCAGCUUCUGACACAACUGACCUAGGUGACAGCUGGCAGGUGCCUGACCCACGGCCUGACUGCACUAACGGUGGGGGACAGGAGGACUGUGACAAAGAGGUGGAGGAAGAGGCCCAGAAGCCCACCAGCUGUGGAAUGAUCACUGACCCCAAUGGAAUCUUUAAGCCAUGCUACUCUGUUGUCCCGCCUGAAUCCUUUUUUGGAAACUGUGUGUACGACAUGUGUUCCAAUGGAGGCCAGACUGUGGCUCUGUGCCAGGCUAUAGAAAGCUACGCUGACAUAUGUGCUGUUGCAGGAGUCCCGAUCUUUUGGAGAAACAACACCUUCUGUCCACUGAAGUGCCCCUCAGGCAGUCAUUAUGAGCAAUGUGUCCCUGCCUGCCCUCAGCCCAGCUGUCAGGACCCUGCAGGUCCUGGUGGUUCCUGCAGCCUGCCCUGUGUGGAGGGUUGCGUCUGUAACCAUGGACUGGUCCUCAGUGGAGACAAAUGUGUCCAACUCAGUGAGUGUGGAUGUACAGAUGAAGAUGGAAAAUACAAACCGAUAGGAGACACUUGGUUCACAAAGGCUGACUGUUCGGAACGUUGUAAAUGUAACGGGAAUCACAACAUCACUUGUGAGCCGUGGCAGUGCAGUCCUGCACAGGAGUGCAAUGUGGUAGAAGGAGUGCUUGGCUGCCACUCUACAGGUAAAGGACUGUGUCAUGUAGCUGGGGAUCCACACUAUUACACCUUUGACGGUGUGAUGCACACGUUCAUGGGUACCUGCACAUACACACUGGUGGAGGUUUGUAAGGCCAACAUGGUAACACCCUUUAAAGUGGUGGCUAAAAACGAGGAGCGUGGUCAGCCAGAAGCAUCCUAUGUUCGCUCUGUCAAAGUCUACCUACCUCACAACAUUGUGGUUGACCUUCAGAAGGGCCGAAGAGUUCUGUUGAAUGGCCGUCGUGUACGAACCCCACUCACCAUUGAUGUAGCUGGAGCUAAAGUGAUUACCAGCGGAUCCUAUAGUCUUCUGGAUACAAAUUUUGGUCUGCAGGUGAAGUUUGACGGAGUCCAUCACUUGGAAAUCACUGUACCUGGAGAAUACUUUGACAAGGUGUGUGGUAUGUGUGGGAACUACAAUCACAAUAACUCUGAUGAUAAUCUGAUGCCCAAUAAGAAACCAGCCAAGGAUGUGGUCGAACUGGGCAACAGCUGGAAAUCAGAGGGAGACAGUGAUCCUGGCUGUCAGCCAGACAAGCGUCCUGACAUCCACCCUAACUGCACUGCAGAGGAAGAGAAGCGUUAUGAGGCUCAGUGUGCCGAGGUCAUCCUGUCUGACCGCUUCAAGCCCUGCCACUCUCUAGUGCCCCCUGAGGCUUUCCUUGGUAACUGCAUAUAUGACAUGUGUGAGUAUGAUGGGAUGCAGUCAACUCUCUGUGAUAACGUAGAGGCCUAUGCUCAGGCCUGUCAUAGUGCUGGAGUCACCAUCAGCUGGAGGAACAACACCUUCUGCCCACUGGCCUGUCCAACUAACAGCCACUACUCAGACUGUACUCCCCCCUGCCCUCCCACCUGCUCUGACCUCUUUCCCAUAUUCUGUCAUCUUCCACCCACAACCUGUGUGGAGGGUUGCCAGUGCGAUGCUGGACAUGUCCUCAGUGAUAACAUGUGUGUUCCCCUCAAUAAAUGCGGCUGCCUGGACUUAGACGGAGAGUACCAUGAUAUGGGAGAUUCAUGGCUGACAGAUAAAUGUGCUAAGUCAUGUACUUGUAACCUUGGGGGUAAAAUCACAUGUAAUGACCACAGCUGCAACUCAAACUCAGUAUGUGCCCUGGACAAGUAUGGAGACCUCUACUGCCAACCCACCAAGUUUGACAGGUGCAGCAUCGCUGGAGACCCUCACCAUAGAACAUUUGAUGGUUUCACCCAUCACUUUCAGGGUCCUUACACCUAUGUGCUGACUCAGGGCCACAAUCUGCAGGACUCUCAGGUUCCCUUGGUAGUGAGAGGAAAGAACAUUAGGCGAGGUGGAAACAGAAGAGUGUCAUUCCUGGACCAGAUGUAUAUAGAUGUCUAUGAUGUCAAUAUUCGUUUCCUACAGAAGAAAGUUGUCCUGGUGAAUGGUGAGCGUGUGACACCUCCUCUUAGUCCCGCCAGUGGAUUAACAAUCACAAUGAACUCGAAGCAGGUCCAGCUGUCCACAGACUUUGGACUUACAGUACGCUUUGACGGCAACAGCCGUGGAGAAAUUAUACUCCCCAGCACCUAUAGAAACUCUGUCAGAGGAUUGUGUGGAAACUAUGAUGGUAUCACAAGAAACGAGUACAUGAAACCUGAUGGGACAGUGGUCAGGAACCUGAACGAGUUUGGAGAGAGCUGGAGAGUCAGUGACCGAGAAGCUGGUGGACUGAAGAUCUCUAAUGUUCCGACUAUGGUUCACGUCCACAGGCAGGAGGUGGAGACGGAUCCAGAUUCAGGAUUUGAGACAUCUGACUGCUCUGAAGCUCAGCUCAAUCAUUACAACAGUGUGGUAAAGUGUGGAGCACUGUCUGACCCUGAUGGACCAUUUGUGGCCUGCCAUGCCAUAUUACCACCCCAAACCUACCAAUAUGACUGUGUGUUUGACCUGUGUGCGGAGGAAGGCAGUGAGGAACUGCGCUGUGGCAGCUACGAUGCAUAUGCAGCAGCCUGUCAGGAGGCUGGAGUUAAACUGGGAUCCUGGAGACAGCAGUUGGACUGUGUCCUACUUUGUGGUGCCAACAGCACAUACUCCUCCUGCAUGUCACCUUGUCCAUCAUCCUGUGCUGACUUGGCAGCACCCUCUGAGUGUGACAUCACGUCCUGUGUGGAAGGUUGCCAGUGUGCUGCAGGCUUUGUCAUGAGUGAGGGAAUCUGUGUGCCAUAUCCAGAGUGUGGCUGCACCUUCCUGAACCGAUACUACUCUCUGAAUGAGAAGUUUGUAACUGAAGACUGCUCCCAGUCCUGUGAGUGUGCCAGCACUGGUGCAGUGUGCCAACCCAAGAGCUGCCAGGAAGGUUAUGUUUGCACCAUCUAUGACUUCAAACGGGACUGCUUCAGAGCAAGUCCCUGCCUCAGUUAUCCCUGUCAGAAUGGAGGAACAUGUAUGGAGAGCAGCAACAAUAUAUACACAUGUGCAUGUCCAGAAGGCUUCGAGGGUGCACUCUGUGAAGUGGAGUAUACUGAAAACCCAAAUGGAGGGCUGGAAACCAAGUGGAUAAUCCUAAUUGGAGUCUUGGUCCCGGUUGCUGUCAUCGCUAUUGUAACAACCAUUGUGUGUGUUUGCAAACGAAAAAACAAGAAAGACAAAUCUGAGGAUGGAAGCAUCAGCUUGACAUCAACAAAUGUUCCAUAUGAGCAAAUGGAUGAUGAAAAACAACAAAAACUGACGCAAAUGUGAUGACAACCUGAGUGUCGCAGUCUGUUCAGCUGUUCUUCUCCCAUCGACCUGAUACAGUUUUAACUUAUAGUAUGACGAUUCUUUUGAGAUGCUAAUGUUUUUUUAAAUGAAAUUGUCUUUUUUGUCUGUGAUUCAUGAAUAAAUAACAUAUUUGUUAAAGUACAUUCAGAAUGUUUUCUUAUAUUUUAUGCCCACAGCUCUUUCUUUGAUAUCUGCUGAUAUUCUCAGUCUGUAUCCAGAAAUGUCGGGCUCUAAAACCAAUCUCAAGGCUAUCAUGGAUGAAGGACUGUGUGACAGUGUAGUAAUAUUUGCCUUGGUGUCUCUAUCAGAACACUCAGGAUCCUCUGGUGGUCUCAACACUUCUUUAUUGAAGUCCAAUCAUAGCACAGUAUUACUAGUAAAUAUUUGUAUUCUCUGUUAUGUAUAUGUGUAUGUGAGGCUUAAAAGGAAAUAAACAGGAAGUUAAUAUGUUACAGAUUAAUCACUUCUGAAACUACUAAAUAGCUACAGAUUAUCACCAUUGAUUAUAUUCAUCCAUCAAUUGUCUAUACUCACUUAUCCUUGCAGGUCGUAGGGGCAGUCAUGUUUUUGGGCUGUUGGAGAAAGCUAGUGUACCCAGAAAUAACUCAUACAUGCAUUGGGAGAGCCCUGCGACAGACUGGCGACCUGUCCAGGGUGUACCCUGCCUCUCGCCCAGUGAAUGCUGAAAACCCCGCGACCCCAUGAGGGAAUAAGCGGGUCAGAAAAUGGAUGGAUGGAUGGAUGCAUUUGGAGAACAUAGAAACUGCAUGCAGAAGAACUCCCAGCCAGGAUCUGUACCUGAGAACCUUCUUGCUCCAAGACAAUAGAGCUACCAACUGCACCACUUUGCAUCUCCAUUAAUGAAAUAGUACAAAUAAAUUAUCUUUCUUUGUACGUCACAAAUUGUAUCAGCUUACAUAAAAGGAACAGUGUGUAACUAACUUGGCCUUUAAUUAGCAAAAAUCAAGUAUUGCUUUCAUAAAUGCAUAUUUUGGCAAAGUCUAAUAACCACAUCAAAAAUGAAAGCGUUCUUAUAACUUAGAAUUAGUUGUUUAUAAAUACAUAGGCAUCGGUGCACCCACUGAGAGGUGCCAUGUUGCUUCGCUAUUUCUGAUUUCAGUAGCCGAAAGAGGCCAAAGUUUUUAGCCAUACGCGUUUCCUAUCUGUCUUCUAUAUGAAGACAUGUUUUCGGUGGAGGAGUAGAAAACAAGCUAAGACGACCAUAGAUCAUUCUAUUGGCCAUUUUCUGUUGAAAUGGAGGACCACCCAUACUUUUUGCCGAGCGAGAGGGAAAAGAAAGUAACCAAGAAAGGAAAAAGAAGUAAUAACCAGGAGGUAAUGAGUCUUCAUUGGCUAUUAUUACCAGGUGGAGACAAUUCAUGAGGGAGCAGGGAUUUAAAACGGAUGAAGAGGUUGCAGGCCUUCUGUUGGACAGGUAAACUAAUUCAAUACAAAUGUGAAGUUAACUUUUUGGUGUUAUGUUAGAAACAGGUGUAAUGAUCAGAGGCAGGGGACCCAGA